GACGUAAUCGCGCAGCCAAGUCGGCAUCUGAGAAGGCGUUGUGUGCGAAAACCGCUAGCAACCUAUCCACAGACAGAGUAGAGCUCAAAGCCUGGGAUUAUAGGGUGGGUGCGAUAUCGCUGUACUUCUUUUUGGAGAUAUUUCACAGUUAUAAUCCAGGGUCUUGCUUUGAGGUGCACCAUUUUGUUUCCGUUUUGCUCUUUGUUGGAUCUCUUUAACCCCGCCCCCUGCAAUAGGAGCGUGGGGCAGGCGGGCGGCCGAUGUUUAGGGAGGGUCAGCCCCCCUCCUGACGUUCGUGGACUCCUCUGCGCUCAGAAGGGAGGGUAACCAUGAGCACCCCCAAACCCAGCGGCCUGAAGGCCCCCAGCAAGAUCGGCAGGCCGGCGGGGGCAGCCACCAAAACCUCCCCCCCCUCCGCCCUGCCAAAGCCUGCCCCGGCUGAGAAGCUGCCCCCCAGUCCCGCGACCGCGGAGGGCCAGGGGGCAGAAGAGGUCUUCCAGGUGGGGGAGCGCGUGUGGGUUAACGGGAACAAGCCCGGCUUCGUGCGUUUCGUGGGGGAGACCCAGUUCGCUCCCGGCCAGUGGGCGGGCAUCGUCCUGGACGACCCCAUCGGGAAGAACGACGGCUCGGUGGCGGGCGUGCGCUACUUCCAGUGCGAGGACCAGCGGGGGAUCUUCACCCGGCCCUCCAAGCUGUCCCGCGCCCCCGUGCCCGAAAGCGAGGCCAACGGGGCCCGGACGGCCUCCGCCUCGCAGGCCAGCACCCCCACCUCCAACACGCCGGCCACGUCCACCGGCGCGCCGCCCGCCUCCAAGAAGACCGCGCCCGCCAAUACCGCCACCGCCACGGCGCCUACCGGCAGCAACCUGGCCCGGACCACCAGCGAGUCCAUGUCCAACCUCUCAGACGUGGGCUCGGCCAAAAAGGGCGAGCGGGAGCUGAAGAUAGGGGACCGGGUGCUGGUAGGGGGCACUAAGGCGGGGGCUGUGCGUUUCCUGGGCGUGACAGACUUUGCCAAGGGGGAGUGGUGUGGCGUGGAGCUGGACGAGCCCCUGGGCAAGAAUGAUGGAGCAGUGGCGGGAGCCAGGUACUUCCAGUGCCAGCCCAAGUACGGCCUCUUCGCCCCCGUGCACAAGGUGACCCGCAUCGGCUUCCCCUCCACCACGCCGGCCAAGGCCAAGACCAAGGGGCGCAAGUCGGGGGCCAGCCUCAAACGCAGCCCCAGCGCCUCCUCCAUCAGCUCCCUCAGCUCCCUCGCCUCCUCCGUGGGCGGCAAGCCCAGCCGCUCCGGCCUGCUGACGGAGACGUCCUCCCGCUACGCGCGGAAGAUCUCGGGCACCACCGCCCUGCAGGAGGCGCUGAAGGAGAAGCAGCAGCACAUCGAGCAGCUCCUGGCCGAGCGGGACGUGGAGCGGGCGGAGGUGGCCCGCACCACCAACCACAUGGGCAAGGUGGAGCAGGAGCUCAGCCUGAUGAGGGAGAGCCAGGAGCAGUACGUGCUGGAGAUGGAGGCUAAGAUGGACCAGCUGCGCAUGCUGGUGGAGACGGCUGACAAGGAGAAGGUGGAGCUGCUGAACCAGCUGGAGGAGGAGAAGAGGAAAGUGGAGGACCUUCAGUUCACUGUGGAGGAAGCUUGCAUUACCAAAGGUGACUUAGAGACGCAGACCAUACUGGAGCAUGCCCGCAUAAAGGAACUCGAACAGAGCCUCCUCUUUGAAAAGACCAAAGCUGACAAACUCCAGAGGGAGUUAGAAGACACUAGGGUAGCCACUGUCUCUGAGAAGUCGCGGAUCAUGGAGCUGGAGCGGGAGCUGUCCCAGCAGGCCGAGGAGAUGGCGGGACUGCGGCUGCGGCUGGACGAGCCGCCGCCGGGCCCGGGGCCGGGGUCGGGGGGGUCGCCCGGGCCUCUCCUGGAGGAGCUGGGGGCCCUGAGGGAGCGGCUGGAGGCCCAGAGCGCGGAGCACCGGGCCGAGGUCGCCGCCCUGAGGGACCGGCUGGAGGCGGGCGAGAGGGCGCACGGGCAAGAGCUGGCCCUCCUGCGGGCCGGCGGCGGCGCCGGGUCGACCGAGCCCAGGGGCGAGGCGGGCGAGGUGGAGGAGCUGAGGGCCCGUCUGCGGGAGGCGGCGGAGGAGAAGGAGCGUCUGGAGGAGGCGCUGCGAGGGAGCCUGGAGCGCACAGAGGAGCAGCACCUGGUGGAGAUGGAGGACGUGCUGGGCAAGCUGCACUCCUCCGAGAUGAAGGUCAGUGAGUUGACCAAAGAACUUGAGAGCAAGUUCCAGAAGGUUCUGUCCCUGCAGCAGAGCCUGGACUCUGCAGAGCAGUACAGGGCCUCGCUGGGGGAGGAGCUGGAGAGCGUGGUAAGUUUUGGGAAGAAGAGGUUCGAAGGGGAUUCAGAGGAAAAGAAGAAGGCAGUGGAGACUAUGCAAGAGACAAUCAAGAGGCUUUGUGAAAAAGAGAAACAGUGCUUGGCCCUUUCUACUAAAGUAGAGGACCUGGAAACCCAGCUGGCAGGAAUGGGAAGGAAGCUGAAGGCAGCGGAGGAGAGACGAGACCAGCUGACUGAGGAUAAAGCCAAACUGGAGAGUGACAUCACAGGCAUGAUGAGAUCAUCAGGGGACAGCUCCGCCCAGCUCACCAAGAUGAAUGAUGACCUCAUUCAGAAAGACAGGAGGCUGGUGGAACUGCAGACGCAGCUCUCAGAGGCCAGAGAGCAGACGGCUCGGUCUGAGGAGGGCCGGAGGAAGGAGCAGAUUCGGGCGGGGGCCGAGCUCAAGGCCCUCCAGGAGCGGCUGGAGCAGAUGGCUUCCCAGCCCGUGGGGCGGACGGCGCAGGAGCACGAGGAGCUGGCGAGAGAGCUCGGUGCUCUGAAGCAGCAGAACUCAAAGUACCAGGAGGAGCUGAGCCUGUCCCAUGAGAUAGAGGAGCUUAGGCUGGCCGCUACCCAGAAGUCUCAGAGCCUGGUUGCCCUUCAAGAGGAGAACGGCAAGCUGGCCAAUGAGCUGGGCCACGGCGGGCAGCGCAAGGAUGGGGAGGACCGUUUGCUUCUGAACAGUCAGGACACGAAGAGAAGGGAGAGCUCGUCUGAGACGGAGCCGGAGGGGGAGAAGGCCGCCCUCCAGCAGUCCUUGCAGAACACCAGUGCCUUGAUCCUGGAGAAGGACAAAGAGCUGGAGACCCUGAGGAAUGAGAUCGCGGUUCUGCGGGGGGAGAGCACCAUGGCGAAGACGCUGCAGUCGGCCGUGCGGUCGCUGGAGACGGACAAGGCCCAGCUGCAGGCCCGGGUGCGGAGCCUGGAGCAGCGGCUGGCGGCGGGGUCCCCGGGGGCCGCUGGAGACGACGCCUCCACGGGUGACUCGACCUUGGACCAGCUCCGGGAGGAGAAGGAGUUUGCAGAGGGCCAGAUUGACUUCCUGAACUCGGUCAUCGUGGACCUUCAGAGGAAGAACCAGGAGCUGAAGAUCAAGCUGAAGAAGCUGGCGGAGGCGUCCUUCAACGGGAACACUGACGGCGAGCUGGACAACCACGGCAGUCUGUCCAAGAAGAAGGCCACCCCCCGGCUCUUCUGUGACAUCUGCGACUGCUUCGACCUCCACGACACGGAGGACUGCCCCACCCAGACCCAGUCGCCCGACACGCCGCCCCACACCGCCUACCACGGGAGCCGUGGCGACGAGCGGCCGUACUGCGACAUCUGCGAGGCGUUCGGGCACUGGACCGACUCCUGCAACGACGACCAGACCUUCUGAGCCCCGCCCCCGCCCUCCUGCUCCGCCCCCACCUCCUCUCUCACACGUACACUCGCGCGGGCAUGCACAUACACACACACACGCACAUGCGUGGACACACACACGCACACACAUACACACACACACUCACACACACGCACACAUGCGCAAGCACACACACAUACUGUAUAUGCACACAUGUACACACACACACACACACAAACAGGAAACUGAGUGGUGCUGCUGACACCUGUGUGUGUGUGUGUGUGUGUGUACAUUGGGCCCAGAGAAAUAAUCGAUCGCAUGACUAUCUGGUCUGUCCCUUCAGCAGUUCUGCUCCAGCUGUCCCUACUGACUCCGGUACAGGAAGGCUAGUAUGUCUGCUGCUAUUCAGUGCAUUUCAGCUCUUAAUUAAAGUCAUAGAUUAGCUGUAGACCACACACCUUGUUUCCAAGGCUGAAUUGGCUGCUGUGUGAACGGAAACCACACAAACCUGCAGACACUGCAGCCCUGCAGGACUGGAGCUGAACACCACUAAUGUAGGCAUUCUGGGCCUCCCACGGUCAUUUGGCGGUCGACCAAGACAUGCGACUAAUCACACAGUUAGGGACUAAUUAAGAGGUGUUCGUCAGCGCAAGACGAUGAAAUUACACAGCUGCGGAUGAGUGUGGAGGAAGUGAACCGCGGAUUCGAUUCAGACCGUCCCUCUGAACCUCAAAAAAAGAAAUAGCACGUUAAGGCAAAAAAAGCCCACAUGUCUAAGGGUCAAUUAUGGGAUACAGCUGGAAAUACAUACAUUUUAACACAAGUUUAACACAAAACCAAAAAGCUACUUGUCACUUCUUGCAAAUUCUGUUGAUACCGAGAGAAGUCCAUCUGUUUAUGGGCAGGUUUUAAAUCCAUCUUUUUAAGUCAAUAUUGUACAGUAGGUAGUUCAUUUUAUAUCAACAUUUCCCUCCUCCUCAUAGAAAACUGUUCUCUGUGUUCUUGGUGGACAUUUAAAUUCAUAGCUGCAUGGGCUAGUACACCGAGACCAACAUGUCAGUGACCAUUAAUAUUGCUCUGUUUCUCUUCCCAUGCCCCCGAUUAGUGGUAAUUUAAUGAUUGACUGAGAUGAUUGCCACAGUUAAUUAAAUGAUUUAAAAAAAAUUUUUAAUGAAUAUUGGCUUCCAAUAUGGGUCCAAGCAUAUCAAAUCCCCACCCUAUUUUGGAACGUCCAACUAUCUGCAGCCGCAGCCGAGGUCCAAUGCGCGGUCCCCACUGCUGAUUGGGGAGGGUGCAGACAUCCGCAGUUCUCCUUUGAGGAACGUGGUGUCACCAGCUGCUUCUUUUCACACCGCAGCUCACAGCCAAGCUGGCACAGAGCUGCUUCAGAGGAACAGGCUUCGGCAUGCGGUCCACGCAUAGGCGUAGAUUUCGGGGGGGGGACGCAGGGGAUACGUCCCCCUCGAUAUUUAGAACACGUGCAUUUGUCCCCCCCCAAUAAAAACAUGAAAGAAGCAUUUCCUCCAUAAAUUAAUGCAGAAAACGCACAAAUUUGGUGCAUAAAAAUUCACCAGAAUGCAGGAAAUGAAGUGUUUGAUGCUCAAAAUUUCCUGGGUGGGGACCCCCAGACCCCCCGCUUAAUGUGUCCCCCCAAUGUUCAAACGAACCCUACGCCACUGGAUCCACGGUAGGGCUUUAAACGGGCCCAAAACUGUCAGCACCGACCCGACCAGAGCCUGCAUUCCCCUCAGCCCGAGCGCAGCCAGAGCCUGCGUGUUGCGGCAUUCUGAAAGCCGACCCGAUUUGAACCCGACUUUAAUAAGUGUGUUGCCACAGCAGACGCCCUCUGGUUUGGGAUACAGUGUCAUCCAUAUUCUGUUCGAGAAAAAAUUCAGCUGACGUCUGAGUCGGAUUAGUGGAUGUUGCACAGCGGCAGGCUUGUGCAGUAUACCGUUGAUGAAGCUACGUACUUAAGCUGGGUGUCAACAGAACUGCCAAAUCUGCUUACAGGCUAAUACGUGGCUUUGGGCCUGUUUUUUCCCGAUGUUGCUUGGAAAAAUGGGAAGUUGUGGUUUUUUAGGCGUGUUUUUAAAAAUCUGGUCGUUUGUUUGGAAAUGUAACAAGCGACCUGUUUUUUUCACAUUCAUUGUUAAGUUGCUAUUGUUCCAGGACACUAACUAGCUUAUUAAUUUAGCCAUUUACGAACCUCCUACUUUCGUUUUUCAGCUUUAUUAAAAACCAUAUAAAACUGAAAUGCACGUGAGAAAACCCGAUUAUUUCUCUGAGCCAUACGUACAUCUUAAACCCACUCAAACCCUACAGGCCUCCACUCAGAGCACUUUCUUUAAAUAAUAUGCUAGAACCUUCUGCUAUGCUUCUCUCAGCACCUGGAAAUGGGAUUGCUAGUCACCUAAAGUAGAUUUUAAAAUGUACAGAAGAUUUUAAAAUAUUGAGAUGAGGGAAAAAAAAAAAAAAAACUCAUACAGCUGACAAGAAAACAAGACCCGAACUGCCACUGAUCAACAACAGCGACCUCUAGUGGCAAGUUGGCAUGGCUGCAGGAGCCAGUCUUGCAGUGCGUAGCCAGUGAGAGACACUACCUUAUUUAUGGCUGCUGACCUUCAGCUACAGCCAAAACUAAAAUUUGUGUUUGUUUGUUUUUAAAAUUUUUUUUAUUAUUUAUCUGUUAUGUCUACAGGAAUGAUGAGGGUGUGGGGCUGUUUUAUUUUACAGUCCAGCACACUCGAGCGCACUCGCUAGUUCGUUCAGUUGGGUCGCCGAGCAGAAAGUGGAGGUAGGCCUGUGAGGCUCAGCCAGAGAGAAACUCAGGCCAGGACCAGACGGUUUCCGGUGGCAACGCCGAACCAGAUGCUAACAGACACACUGCACUGCACACUUUAAACUUCAAACCUCCCGUUUCCAUUUUUAAACACAAGGCUCCUGUUAACUGCCUCUCUGUGAAACCCCUUGUAGUGACCAAUUAGGAAUUAUAAAUAUCGAGGGUAGCGAUUAUUCUGUCGGGUUGUAUGGAUCACCUUUUCCUCUCCCCUCUUUAGAACGUGGAGUAUGUGUACUUAUAAAAAGGAAAUAUAUGGUAUUGUUUGAACCAUGUCUUGUAUCUCUCGGCAUACCUGUAAUAUAAUUGUGGAAAGUAGAAUUGUUUUAUUGUAAAUAGCUUCUGUAUUUACUCUAAGUAAACUGUACUUAUCUUGGCACAACGACAUGAAAACAGUUUGUUUUUGUCUUUUCCUCUUUCUGCACAAAACGCUUGUUCACUUGGCCUGUCCCGCAAGUCAGGGGUGGGGUCAAUUCCAUUUUAGUUCAUUCGGUUCAAGAAAUACAUUUCAUAUUUAUUUCAUCACUUGAAUAUAAUAGCGCUCGGUGAUGAUUUUUCAGUUAGUAAAUUUGAAAUUAUUUUCUGAACUGCCUGAAAUGAAGUGGACUGGAUCCCAGCUCUGCUGUGGGUCACCAGGAGUAUAGCACACCUAAGUUAGUAACUACAAGCACAUUGUGGACUGUUUCUACUUUAAUAAAACGGUGGUUGUCUUUGAUGGGCAUUUUGUCAUUUUCGAAUAUAUAUAUUUUUCAUAACGCAGAAUGUCAUGAUAUAUUUAUACAAAUGCACUCCUGUAACCAGCGCAGCGGCUUCCGUCUUCUCUUCGAACCUCCUCGGCGCCCAGGGUGCGCAGCUCUUUGACGGCGUGCGAGUUAAAGCCAAUCUUUCAACUGCUAAAAAAUAAAAAUAAAAAAUACAUGAGAAAUAA
Molecule: messenger RNA, 7474 nt
Organism: Anguilla rostrata (American eel)
Lineage: Eukaryota; Metazoa; Chordata; Actinopteri; Anguilliformes; Anguillidae
Product: CAP-Gly domain-containing linker protein 1-like
Exons: 24
Coding region: 330-3746 (1138 amino acids)
Biological process (GO): cytoplasmic microtubule organization; positive regulation of microtubule polymerization
Cellular component (GO): nucleus; cell cortex; microtubule plus-end
Molecular function (GO): microtubule plus-end binding
Source: RefSeq, a predicted model, not a curated record